Molecule: messenger RNA, 447 nt
Organism: Zingiber officinale
Lineage: Eukaryota; Viridiplantae; Streptophyta; Magnoliopsida; Zingiberales; Zingiberaceae
Product: ethylene-responsive transcription factor 11-like
Exons: 1
Coding region: 1-447 (148 amino acids)
Biological process (GO): regulation of DNA-templated transcription
Molecular function (GO): DNA-binding transcription factor activity; DNA binding
Source: RefSeq, a predicted model, not a curated record
AUGGCUCCUAGGGCGGCGAAGGACAGCGGCUGCGGCAGCGGAGGAGACCCGGAGGCGGCGGCGCGGUUCCGCGGAGUGAGGAUGCGGCCGUGGGGGCGGUACGCGGCCGAGAUCCGCGACCCCGCGCGGCGGAGGCGCGUGUGGCUGGGCACCUUCGACACCGCGACGGAGGCGGCGCACGCCUACGACGCCGCUGCCCUCCGAUUCCGCGGCCACAAGGCGAAGACCAACUUCCCCUGUUCCGGCCCCGUUCUCGCGCCCGAUCAUUCCAGCCCUACCAGCAGCAGCGCCUUCGGAUACUCUUCCCCUCCUACGCCGCUGGCUACCGGCGACGCCGCGGCGUUCGAUCUCGAGCUCGCCCACGCCUCCUCCCGGCUCCCCUCCUCCCUGUGGAGGCUCCCAGUGGACCUCGACCUCAACCUUCCGCCGCCACCGGAAGAUCUAUGA